Messenger RNA from Alnus glutinosa, 1739 nucleotides. RefSeq lists its product as uncharacterized. Gene Ontology annotation, molecular function: LPPG:FO 2-phospho-L-lactate transferase activity. The transcript is spliced from 13 exons. The record is from RefSeq and is a predicted model, not a curated record. Lineage: Eukaryota; Viridiplantae; Streptophyta; Magnoliopsida; Fagales; Betulaceae. The coding region runs from base 84 to 1385 and encodes 433 amino acids.
AGGACUUUGAAAGCAGAGUGAGUGGAGUGGGUCACUCGGGGAAGCUUCCCCCAACAUUUUAGGGGCUGUGGAGGCGCGGGAAUAUGGCGGACAGUUUGUUGGGUCCCUCUUCCCUUUUGUGUAAAACACUCUGUCAUCUUUCCCAUUUUUUCCCCUAUAGACCUUCUCUUCCUCCUCCCAUGGCUGCGCUUCGCUCCUCACCCACCCACCAACAUUGUUGCCGUUGCGCCUCAAACUCAAACCCUAACCAGCCCUCAUUGCUCGUCUUCUCAGGUGGGACUGCGUUUAACGGUGUGGUGGAAGAGCUUAAGAGUUUCACGACUCGGGUUGCGCAUGUUCUCCCUGUUUCCGAUGAUGGAGGAAGUACUGCUGAGAUUGUUCGUGUCCUUGGUGGUCCGGCUGUUGGAGACAUACGGUCAAGGUGCUUGAGAUUGUCUGAUCAAAGUACUGCUGAGGCGCUUGCUGUCCGAAGAUUGCUGGGUCACCGUUUACCACUUGAUGCGCAACAAGCCAAAUCAGAAUGGUAUACUAUUGUGGAAGGAGAAAAUUUUCUAUGGAAUGGUGUGUCAAAACCCUACAGGGAGACAAUUCGAGCUUUCUUGGCUUACUUUCAGAAUCAGAUUCUCCGGCGGUCUGAUGGAUCAUUUUGUUUCAGUAAUGGCAGCAUUGGGAAUUUCUUCUUUGCAGGAGCACGCAUAUUUUUUCAGUCUUUAGAUGCUGCAAUAUUUUUGUUUUCACGUGUUUCAGAUAUUCCUUCAGAAAGUAUGGUCCUCCCAGUGAUAUCAACAAACGACAGGCUUACAUUAGGAUGUGAAUUAUGGGAUGGGACUAUAAUUCGAGGUCAGAAUGAAAUUUCUCAUCCAACUUAUGGAUCCAUGGAACCUAUAAAUAAGGGAAGAUCUUCAGUUCCAGCGCUUCCUUCAAGAAUAAAGAGGGUGUUCUACAUCUCAAGUGAGGGCAGUAAUUUGCUGCAUGAGGUCUUCCCCACAGCAAACCCAGCUGUCCUGGAGCAGUUGAGUAGUGUGGACUGUAUUGUUUAUGCUAUGGGAUCUCUCUUCACUUCCAGUUGUCCAUCAUUGGUAUUACUAGGCAUUGGGGAGAUUAUUUCUUCAAGGUCCUGCCGCAAGGUACUUUUGUUAAAUGGUACAAAUGAUCGAGAAACCAGUGAUUUCUCAGCAUCUUGCUUCGUAACUGCAAUUACAAAUGCUCUGAAUCGAACAUAUGGAGAUCCUCAGAAUUGUCUAAAAAACCUUCCAAGCCAGUACAUUAAUACACUUUUGGUCCCCAAAGAUGGUGAAAUUCCUGUUGAUGUUCAAUCCUUGGCCGCCCAAGGAAUCUUUGAUGUGGAUAAGACGUUAAUGCUUUAUUCGGAGUUACUAUGGUGAGGGCAUGUUCCUGAAAUUUUUCUUUAAACUAGCUCUGGAUUGCUGAAGUUCCCCAGUGAGGCUAAUUUGGCACCUCUGAUCAAAAUGCUAGUUUUAAAUAUUUCUGGUGCCAGAAGAAUUGCCUGAUGAGGUUGAAAUUUAACAGCUCGAACUUGAAAGGCAGCCGGGCAGGAUUUCUUAUGGUGUUAUUAUUUUUAGGUGCUCUGUAUUCAGAAGAAUUUUAGUAUUGCCUCAAUAAGUAUUAGUAGCCUUAAGCAGAGAACACUAUGUUUUAUCAUUUGGAUAUGGUUACUUGACUUGAUGAUGGCAAUCUGCUUUAUUUGUGAACCUAGAUUCUUCUAAAACAAAUUGACU